Molecule: messenger RNA, 1959 nt
Organism: Triticum turgidum subsp. durum (durum wheat)
Lineage: Eukaryota; Viridiplantae; Streptophyta; Magnoliopsida; Poales; Poaceae
Source: the annotation of a GenBank genome assembly
AUGGAUGAUAUCCGUAUAUGGGCGUCUUACCGGGGUCAAACACUUGCCAGAACUGUGAGAGGGAUGAUGUACUAUAGACGAGCUCUUGAAGUGCAAUGCUAUGAGGAUAUGAAAAGUGAACAAGGGCUAAGGAAAAGCUGGCGGGAAAUACCAUGUUCCUGCCGGGUUUUUUCUUUUGAAGAGGGGGGAGGGGGGGAGUUAGAUCGAUUACCUAUUUGGCUAUUCAUGCCGAAGUUUGAAGUUCCUCACAGGGUACGAUUCCACUAUGGUCACCCUGAUGUUUUCGAUAGAAUCUUUCACAUCACAAGGGGUGGCAUAAGCAAGGCCUCAAAGGUUAUUAACCUCAGUGAGGACAUCUUUGCAGGAUUCAAUUCAACCCUGCGACAAGGAACUGUUACCCAUCAUGAAUACAUACAGUUGGGUAAAGGACGUGAUGUUGGAAUGAACCAAAUAUCCAACUUUGAGGCCAAGGUGGCAAACGGUAAUGGUGAACAAACUCUAUGUCGUGAUGUUUACCGACUAGGACACAGAUUCGAUUUCUACAGGAUGUUGUCUAUGUACUUCACCACAGUUGGCCUCUACUUCAAUAGCAUGGUGGCUGUUCUUACGGUGUAUGUAUUUUUAUAUGGGCGGUUGUAUCUUGUUUUGAGUGGCCUAGAAAAGUCGAUUCUCCAUGAUCCACGGAUUAAAAACAUCAAACCCUUUGAAAAUGCACUUGCCACCCAAUCGGUAUUCCAACUUGGGACGUUGCUCAUCCUCCCGAUGAUAAUGGAGGUCGGCUUGGAGAAAGGGUUUGGUAAAGCCCUGGCUGAGUUUAUAAUCAUGCAACUUCAGUUAGCUCCUAUGUUCUUCACUUUUCAUCUCGGGACAAAGACUCACUACUAUGGAAGGACUAUACUUCAUGGUGGUGCAAAAUAUAGAGGAACAGGCCGGGGUUUUGUUGUACGCCAUGCGAAAUUUGCUGAGAAUUACAGAAUGUACUCACGGAGCCACUUUGUGAAAGCAUUGGAGCUGCUCAUCCUCUUGGUUGUUUAUCUAGCAUACGGGAGUUCUUACAGGAGCUCGAGUUUGUAUGUAUACGUCACAAUUUCGAUGUGGUUCCUUGUUUUCUGCUGGCUGUUUGCACCUUUUAUCUUCAACCCAUCAUGCUUUGAGUGGCACAAGACGGUUGAUGACUGGACUGAUUGGUGGAAGUGGAUGAGCAAUAGGGGUGGUAUUGGGCUGGCACCUGAGCAAAGUUGGGAGGCUUGGUGGGUGAGUGAACAUGAGCACCUAAAGAAUGGAACAAUACGUAGCUUGCUCUUGGAGCUGGUUCUGUCGCUGCGCCUCCUGAUCUACCAAUAUGGUAUUGUGUACCACUUGCACAUAGUGCACGAGAACAAAAGCUUCAUGAUAUAUGCACUAUCGUGGCUGGUUAUUGGCAUCGUUCUUGUUUUGCUAAAGGUUGUUUCACUGGGGAGAGAGAAGUUUGUUACCAAGUUUCAGCUUGUGUUCCGUAUACUCAAGGGCAUUGUGUUUCUUGUCCUCAUCGGCUUGAUGGUGGUCUUAUUUGUUGGUUUUGAUCUCGCUGUGUCAGACGUUGGCGCCAGUGUCUUGGCCUUCAUCCCAACUGUCUGGUUUAUUCUUUUGAUGGCACAAGUGUGUGGACCGCUGUUUCGGAGGUUAGUGAUUGAGCCACUUGGCGUGCUGUGUUGCUCCUGCUGCCCUGGUGGAGCAUGCCGAGGGCCUUGCUGCGCCAAGUUGAGGCAGAGUGGGGCUGUGCUCUGUAAGAUAGGGCCAUGGGACUCCAUCCAAGAGAUGGCAAGGAUGUACGAGUAUACCAUGGGGAUCCUCAUCUUCCUGCCCAUCGCCGUCCUCUCGUGGUUCCCCUUCAUGUCAGAGUUCCAGACGCGUCUGCUCUUCAACCAAGCCUUCAGCCGGGGCCUGCAGAUCUCGAGGAUCCUCGCUUACCAAGCGUGA